AUGAAGUCUUUGUCGGCUGCCACUGCCACCACCACGACAGCUGCGCUAGCGCUAGCGCUGGUGACUGCGUCCACUACUCUUCCCUUCGUCUCAUCCGCCAGCAUCUCUCACGAUCACGCAGCACCCGUCGACUACUCCCUCUUCAGACGAUCGGUCACCACCGAUGCCUCAAAACUCUCGGGCGCAACUUACGACUACGUCGUUGUAGGCGGAGGUCUCGCCGGUCUCGUCGUCGCCAACCGCCUUUCAUCGAACCCCAACAUUACUGUCGCAGUCAUCGAAGCUGGCGGUUCAGGCUAUGCAGACAAUCAGAAAUUCGUCGUCCCCGCCGCAAACCUCUAUGACACGUCCGUCGGCACGCAAUACGAUUGGCAAUGGAAGACCACUCCCCAGCAGGGCCUGUCGGGUCGAUCCGCAAACUGGCCUCGUGGCAAAGUUCUCGGCGGAUCGUCGGCCAUCAAUGGACUCUACUACGUUCGUCAUAGCGACAUCGAGCAAAAUGCCUGGGCAGACUUGAUCAACGACGAGCAGGAUUGGACUUGGGAUAAGAUGCUAGACGCUAUGAAGAAGAGCGAAUCUUUCACACCUGCUACGCAAGCCACCACGUCGAGGUUUUCAGUGCCCUACCAAGCUUCUUCGCACGGAACCGAUGGACCAGUGCACGUGAGCUACCCAGAAACCACGUAUGCUCAGGUCGGAGCCUUCUUGCAGUCGACCAACAACGUCGGUAUUCCUCAAUCCCAGGACCCGGAUGCUGGUCAGAGUUGGGGAGCCUUCCUGGCCACGUCCAACAUCAACCCUACCAAUUGGACCAGGAGUUUCUCCAGGACUGCGUAUCUCGACCCCGUUACGUACAGGACCAACCUUGACGUGUUGACAGGUCAUCUUGUGACCAAGGUUACAUUCAACUCAACGACUGGGUCGCAGGGAGCUGUUGCCUCUGGUGUCGAGAUCAGCGCUAGCAGCGGUGCUCGGUCGCAGCCCGUGUAUGCAAGGAAAGAGGUGAUUCUGUGCGGCGGUGCCGUCAACGAUCCACAAAUUCUGCAGUUGAGCGGCAUCGCCGAUGCAGCCUUGCUUAGCGGGCUGGGCAUCGAUCAGGUGGUAGACCUGCCCGGUGUCGGAUACCAUCUUCAGGACCAUCUCUCCACUGGCGUUGUCUUUUCGCCUGCAGCAUCGGCGACCAUGCCUCCUACCAGCGUCACGGGCAACAAAGCAACCGAUUCGUACGUCAACAGUGCCAUCGCCUACGUUUCGGGUUCCAACAUCUUCGGAGAUCAAGAAUGGGCGUCUAUGAUUAACCAAAUUCGCGCCGAUCGGGAUGCUAAUGUGGCAGCGUACGAUGCACCUGCCGCAGUGAAGGCGGGAUACAACGCUACGUACACGACUCAGGUGGACAAGUUCUUCCCUUCUCAGAUCGGUCCUAUCGAGUUGCUGUUUGCGUUGUCCUUUGGAGGCGUCCAGGUACAGGCAGCACUGCAGCAUCCCUUGUCGAGAGGAAGCAUCAAGAUCACCUCGACUGAUGCCUUCACUCCACCCGCGAUCGACCCGGCUUAUCUGUCCAAUCCUACAGACAUGACCAUCUUGCGCGAAGGCUUCAAGCUCGCUCGCAAAGUCGGAUCCACACCGCCACUUGCCAACUACACCUCUUCCGAGUCUGCGCCGGGUUCUUCGGUGACGACCGAUGCGCAAUGGGAGGCUUGGAUCCGUAGCACUGUCGGAACCGAGUUUCAUCCGUCGUCGACAUGCUCCAUGCUGCCGCGCGAGCAGGGCGGGGUUGUAGGCAAGGAUCUCAAGGUGUACGGAACGCAGAACUUGCGGGUGGUCGAUGCGUCGGUUCCGCCUGUAAGUUUCAGCGCUCAUUUGAUGAGCAUCACAUACGGGUUGGCUGAACUGGGGAGCGAGAUGAUCCUGCAGGAUUAUGCAUUGGGUAUGACGCCGGCGAGGAAUACUACUGCCGCUUCGACUGGCGGUGGCAGGUCCGGCGGUGGAAGCGGAAGUGGGGGAUCGAAGAGCGGCUCUACCGGCUCGGGUUCCACCGGCUCCGGGUCCACCGGCUCGGCGGCGAGUAAUGCCACAAGCGCUGCGGCGAGCACAGCUUCCCUCUCCUCGUCGUUGGCGAUCCUUUUGUCCCUUGUCGUUGGUUCUGCCCUUGCUGCUGCACUGGGCUAA
Molecule: messenger RNA, 2169 nt
Organism: Sporisorium graminicola
Lineage: Eukaryota; Fungi; Basidiomycota; Ustilaginomycetes; Ustilaginales; Ustilaginaceae
Exons: 1
Coding region: 1-2169 (722 amino acids)
Molecular function (GO): flavin adenine dinucleotide binding; oxidoreductase activity, acting on CH-OH group of donors
Source: RefSeq, a predicted model, not a curated record